GCAGUAAGGUUUACGCCUUACAAUGAUGCUUAUGCAUAAUAUACAUCGCACAUUCAGUUACACGUGAUUAUGUGGAUGAUGUCCAGCAGAUUAUCACAGCAGACUCCAGCUCUAUGCAGAUUGGAACACGUGGGAGCGCACGCGUGCGGAAAAUUACGCACUGGUGCGUGCGGUGCGUCAUUUACUCCUCCAAACAGCUUCGCCUCCAUGGCUCUAGCACUUCUUUAGUUCCCAUUCAUAUUUUUUUUUUCUUGCUCCAUAAGCAACCUCUUUUUUACUUAAUUGUUUUAUUUGUGUCAUGUCUACGUCAGAGGACGCAGACUUUUUCGCUGACAGUGAGGAAUCUCCGGAAGAGGAAGACUCUGCCCGUCUGGAAAGUUAGGUCCCAGUUUGAGGAAUCUCUGGUAAACAACCAGCUGGUGGUUGUGUCUGCAACUGCAAAAAGUGGAAGAAGUACACAGGUCCCCCAGUGGUGUGCAGAGUUCUGCCUGUCUGCACAGUAUCAGCAUGGCAUGGUUGCGUGCACGCAGACCAACAAGCAGCAGGCGGUGGAUCUGGCCCUACGCGUGGCUGAUGAAAUGGACGUGAACAUAGGCCAUGAAGUGGGUUACACCAUUCCAAUGGAGACCUGCUGCUCCUCUGACACCGUUUUGAGGUACUACACUGAUGACAUGUUACUAAGAGAGAUGAUGUCAGACCCUUUCCUGGAGCAGUACGGAGUUAUUCUUAUUGACCAGGCCCAUGAAAGGACAGUCAGCACAGACAUACUGCUGGGUCUCCUCAAGGACAUCCUGCUGCAGCGGCCUGAGCUCCGAGUUGUGCUUCUCACUCUUCCCCACAUGACAAAGAAGCUUCUCAGACACUACGGCAGCAUCCCGCUCAUCAGUCUGGAAGCCUCACCUGCUGAGGUGGUCAAAAGCAACUGCAGCAGCAAAGACUACUUCUUUUCAGCGCUGAGGCUGGUGCUGGAUAUCCAUCGGACCAAAGAGAGUGGAGACGUUCUUGUGUUUUUUGCCUCUGCUGAGGAGGUGUCUAGGGCAUGCAGCAUCCUACAGAGCGAGAGCUCAAGGCUGAGAGGAAAGCUGGACCAGCUGGUGCCUGUCAUCCUGUGCUCGAGCCAGCGAGAGCUCCUGACUGAGCAAUCAAGCUCCACAAAGUCCAGGAAUGUUUUCCUCUGCACGCAGCAAUGGGAGGACGUGUGGUGUAUCCCCAAGUCUGUGAGCUUUGUCGUUGAUACGGGGUUCCAGAAAAAAAUGGUUUAUAAUCCAAGAGUGAGGGCUUACUCUGAGGUCCUCCAGCCCAUCAGUCUGUGUCAGGCUGACAUUCGUAAACAGCUCUCUGCACCAUCAGGUAAAUGUUUCUGCCUGUAUUCUGAGGAUGGCCUGACGGAAAACCCCCCACAGAUCCUGGAGUCGAACUUCACACCAACAGCUCUCUUCCUGAAGAGGAUGGAGAUUGCAGGGCUUGGACAGUGUCGUUUCAUUGAUAGACCAGAUCCAGAGAGUCUAAUGCAGGCUUUGGAGGAGCUGGAUUACCUUGCCGCCUUAGACGAUGAUGGAAACUUGUCUGAAAUUGGCAUCAUCAUGUCUGAAAUCCCUCUGGAACCCCAGAUGGCCAAAGCUGUGCUGGCGUCCUGCGAGUUCGACUGUGUGAGUGAGAUGCUGACAAUCGCCGCCAUGCUAUCAGCACCAAGUUGCUUUUUGAAGCCAUCUUCUGGGACGACCCUUGAAGCAGCCCGCUGCCGGGGAAAGUUUCAGCACCCUGAAGGCGAUCACUUCACCCUCAUAAACAUCUACAACGCUUUCAAACAAAGCCAGAGGGAACCAUACAUAACUCCAGAAAAAUGGUGUCAGAACUAUUUUCUGGAUCAUUCUGCCCUGAAGACGGCCGACGUCAUCAGGUCACAGCUGAUGAACACACUGAACAGGAUCGAACUUCCAAUAUCAGAACCCUCCUUUGGAACCAAGACAAACACUUGCAGCAUUAAAAGGGCUCUGCUGGCUGGAUUCUUCAUGCAGGUUGCUCGAGAUGUGGACGGAUCGGGCAACUACUUUAUUUUGUCCCAUAAGCACAUGGCUCAGGUCCACCCGUUCUCCUGUUAUGGGGCUCAGUCCCACAAGCUGGGGCUUCCAGAGUGGGUGGUUUUCAAUGAGUACACCCUGUCAGAAAACAACUGCAUGAAAACGGCCUCGGAAAUUUCCCCUCAAAUGUUCCUUCAAAUGGCACCGCUGUACUACUUCUACAAUCUGCCUCCUAGUGAGAGCAAAGACAUGCUGCAAGUUCUGCUGGACUCAGACGGAUGCAGUAACUGCAAAGAAAAGACCCAAACUGCAAGAAUGAGCGGCGAUGCAAACAGCUGCGCAGCUGCAACUCAGAGCCAUGACAGAUGUGCGAUUCAGUGACCUGAAAAAAUACUCCCAAGUUGUACAAAACAUGUUUCAAUCUCCACAGAGGCGGCAGUUUUCACCAUUUAACCUCCAGCUGGGUAAACUAAUGCUCUUGUAUGUUCACGUCUCAUACUUGUAAAUUGUUUUUUCUGCUUAUGAAAAAAGUGAUUUUAAUUUGUGGGCAUAAAAAAUGGCUUUAAAUAAUGUGUUUAAGUAUUUUAAGCACCCCCUGUCUGCAUUAUAGUCAAAAUUAUUGGUCAGUCAACCGAAUGCUAGCAGAAAUUAUUUUUC
Molecule: messenger RNA, 2678 nt
Organism: Oryzias latipes (Japanese medaka)
Lineage: Eukaryota; Metazoa; Chordata; Actinopteri; Beloniformes; Adrianichthyidae
Source: RefSeq, a predicted model, not a curated record